AGUGCGGUUAUGUUUCUUUGGUUCGCGGUUCGGUGAAAAUUUACUAGGAGAAAAAGGACGGCUAGUGAAAAUGAUAAGAUUAUGUGUACAAUACAAUUUAAGAAACAUCCUUCGACGAGAUUCCAUCUUGCCAUCCAUCCAGAAGCAAUGCAAAAGCAGUAGCGCCAAAGGAAGUCCGGUUGCAGAAACUUUCAAUGACGGCAGCCGGCAAGAGGUUGCGGAUUCCACAGGGUCUAAGGCCAAGCUCCCCCAAAGGAAGCCUCUCGUCAAAAACUUGAUGUUGGGCGUUGUAGACAAGGAACUGCUUCGAUACCCAGAAGUAAUAUCUCGUGAUGACACCUCGAAACUAGAUGAGGAAAUCGCUUCCGUAAAAUCAUAUUUCAGCGACACUAUUGCUCCGAAAUUUCAAGAAUUCUCCCUAGACAUCCCCAGGGAAGUAAAGGAUAAUCUGAAGAAUCUAGGACUGUAUAGUUUCAGCGUACCGAAAACUUAUGGAGGUAGAGGUUACACGACCUCUGAGCUCUCGGUUGCUUCGGAACCGGAACAAAUUAGUGUGGACAUAGCAACUUCCCUGAUGGCCCAUAGGGUGGUAUCAGAAGUAAUAGCGCAAUUUGGAACUGAUAAUAUCAGAGAGACGUACUUGCCCAGAAUGGUAGAUGGCUCAAUCGUUGCUUCUGAAGCUAUUUUCGAAUCACAACCUACGGAAAACCAGUUUUUCGGAACCACUGCUGAAUAUAACGAAUCAGAUAAAGUGUGGACUCUGAAUGGGGAAAAAUCAUUUGUUAUUAACGCUCAGGAUGCAAAUUUAUUCUUAGUCGUGGCUCAGGUGAAUACGUUGAACAGGUCGGGCAAUAUGGAAGAUGGUGUUGCAGUUUUUCUUGUGGAUUCUACUUUGCCCGGAGUUAAAGUUGAAGCAAAGAAAUCGUUUGGAAUUCAAGGUGCUCGUCAAGGAACGGUCCAGUUACGCAAAGUUACAGUGCCAGAAGAAAAUAUGCUAGGCGAAGUGAGCGAAUCUGGAAUGGUAACCCAAUCUUUACUAAAGCUGAAUCGACUGAAAUCCGGACUUCUGUGUACUGGAAUGCUGAAGAACAUAAUCAAAGAUAUGACCCAUCAUGCCACGUUUACAAAACAGAAUGGAAUCUAUUUAAAGGAUAUGAAGCACAUAAGUGACCGGCUGGCGAGACUUGUUUGCAGCACAUAUGCAAUCGAAAGUAUGUCAUAUCUAACAACAGGUCUCCUGGAUGAGUUCCAAAAUCAAGAUGUGGAACUGGAAGCAGCAAUAUUGAAACUUUACGCCUUGGAGAGUCUUUGGAAAGGAGCAACUAAUUGUAUGAACUACUUGGGACCAAAGUGUCUGGAGGCUGGGCAACCUUCGGAAUUACAUCUUCGGAAUGCAGCUCAGUUGUGUACACAAAACGAACCGCUUGACUCUUUGAGAAUAUACAUUGGUCUGAGUGGCAUCCAAUACGCUGGGAUGAAUAUCCACGAAGUCAUACGAAAAGAUCGCAAUCCACUUUUCUAUCCAAUGCACGUAUUGGGUCGUCUUUUCGAAAAACAGUCAAUAGAAUCACCUAAAUUGACACUGCAUUUGGAGGCCGAAGUUCAUCCUUCAUUGGACUUGGCAGCAAAAUGUUUAGAGCAAUCCGUAUUGCGCUUGCGAGAGGCCACGGAGACCUUACUUAGCAGAUUUGGCAGUGAAAUUGUGGAAGAGUCGGUUGAAGCUAUUCGAAUUUCCGAGUGUAUGACUCUGAUUUAUGCAACAUUUGCAAGCUUGGCACGUUCGUCCCGUUCUUAUUGCAUUGGCUUAAGGCACUCAGACUACGAAUUAUUAAUUACAACGAUUCUGGCAAUUGAGGGAUCUUUGCGAGUGAAAGAACUAGUUACGGAUAUUGUAAACGGACCAUAUAUGACAAGUGACCAAAAUAACCAGAAGAUUGCCAAGCAAUUGUUUAAAAGCCAGAAAUACUUUUAUGAACAUCCGAUAAAGUAUAAUUUUUAAAAUAGUGAAAAGUUUUAAGUAAAUGUAAUUUAAAUACGAACAAUUAUUU
Molecule: messenger RNA, 2048 nt
Organism: Hermetia illucens (black soldier fly)
Lineage: Eukaryota; Metazoa; Arthropoda; Insecta; Diptera; Stratiomyidae
Gene: Egm
Product: complex I assembly factor ACAD9, mitochondrial
Exons: 6
Coding region: 71-1999 (642 amino acids)
Molecular function (GO): acyl-CoA dehydrogenase activity; flavin adenine dinucleotide binding
Source: RefSeq, a predicted model, not a curated record